Messenger RNA from Urocitellus parryii (Arctic ground squirrel), 1628 nucleotides. Lineage: Eukaryota; Metazoa; Chordata; Mammalia; Rodentia; Sciuridae. The record is from RefSeq and is a predicted model, not a curated record.
AUGUCGCGACCGAAGAAUCAAAAUUACAAGGGCCAUGGAUUUUCAAAAGGAAAAGAGCGAGAACAGAGAGCACUGAUCCGGUUCAAGACUACCCUUAUGAACACUCUGAUGGACGUCCUGCGCCACAGGCCGGGAUGGGUGGAAGUGAAAGACGAAGGGGAGUGGGACUUCUACUGGUGUGACGUCAGCUGGCUCCGGGARAACUUUGACCACACCUACAUGGACGAGCAUGUGCGGAUCUGUCACUUCCGGAACCACUAUGAGCUGACCCGCAAGAACUACAUGGUGAAGAACCUGAAGCGCUUCCGGAAGCAGCUGGAGCGCGACGCGGGGAAGCUGGAGGCGGCCAAGUGCGACUUCUUYCCCAAGACCUUCGAGAUGCCCUGCGAGUACCACCUGUUUGUGGAGGAGUUUCGCAAAAACCCGGGGAUCACCUGGAUCAUGAAGCCUGUAGCCCGGUCCCAGGGCAARGGCAUCUUCCUCUUCCGGAGACUGAAGGACAUCAUGGACUGGAGGAAGGGCACUGCCUGCAAGAAGUUCCAGGGCUUCGAGGCCCAGCCUUCCCGCUACYCCAUCAGUUCCUCUGGAAGCCAUGACCCAAGAAAUUCUGAUGACCAAAGAGAUGAGAUCCCUGUGGAGAACUACGUAGCUCAGCGUUACAUCGAAAAUCCAUACCUGAUCGGAGGUCGCAAGUUUGACCUGCGUGUCUAUGUGCUGGUGAUGUCGUUCAGUCCUGGGGGAUCUAUGGAGGGUGUCUUGUCCUUCCUGUCCACACUUGUCCUUGACCACCAACCUCUGCCAGAUGUUCACCUCACCAAUGUCGCUGUGCAAAAGACAUCUCCGGACUACCACCCAAAGAAGGGUUGCAAGUGGAUGCUGCAGCGCUUCCGGCAGUACCUGGCGUCCAGGCACGGGCCCGAGGCGGUGGAGGCGCUCUUCCGUGACAUGGACAACAUCUUCAUCAAGAGCCUGCAGAGUGUGCAGAAGGUGAUCAUCAGCGACAAGCACUGCUUCGAGCUGUACGGCUACGACAUCCUCAUCGACCAGGACCUCAAGCCGUGGCUCCUGGAGGUCAACGCAUCCCCGUCGCUCACGGCCAGCAGCCAGGAGGACUAUGAGCUCAAGACCCGACUCCUGCAGGACACACUGCACGUGGUGGACAUGGAGGCCAGGCUCACAGGAAGGGAAAAGMGGGUCGGAGGCUUUGACCUUAUGUGGAAUGAUGGCCCUGUCAGCAGAGAGGAGGGGGCUGCUGACCUGUCAGGGAUGGGAAACUCCGUGACCAACACACACCUCGGCUGCGUCAAYGAUCGGAAAAAACAGCUGAGGCAGCUGUUCCGCUCCCUCCAAGCCCAGAAGAAAGCAUCCAGCUGACCCCAGCUGCCAUGGGGAGCCAAGAGGCCCUGCAAGGUGCCACCCCAGAUUCCAGCACAGUGGUACCUCGCGGCCUUUCCCCUCCCUCUCUCCCUCCCUCCAGCUUGGCAGCAGCUUUGCUGGCUAAGCAGCCUCUGCUUGCUGCUUGGAUGGGCCCCUUGGAUCCCUACCCCCACCCUCUGGCUUCUUUGCACCAGGAGACAGCCAAUCCCUGGGACUGGAGGGGCUUUAACCUUGACAGACUGGCUUGGUGA